Messenger RNA from Electrophorus electricus (electric eel), 1681 nucleotides. It is a transcript of the gene eef1a1a, whose product is annotated as eukaryotic translation elongation factor 1 alpha 1a. Lineage: Eukaryota; Metazoa; Chordata; Actinopteri; Gymnotiformes; Gymnotidae. The record is from RefSeq and is a predicted model, not a curated record. Gene Ontology annotation, molecular function: translation elongation factor activity; GTP binding; GTPase activity. Gene Ontology annotation, biological process: translational elongation.
UUGCGUAGAACUGCGCAACCGCCCUCGUCCGCAAUAUAACCGGAUCCCAAACGCCGCUCAGCCUCUCCGGCGUCGUGCGUGUGUCCCCGCCACAAACACAGGAUUUGUAGUGUGGUUGUCAAGUUCUGUAUUACCAGUCAUGGGAAAGGAAAAGCUUCACAUCAACAUUGUGGUCAUUGGCCAUGUCGACUCUGGGAAGUCUACCACCACUGGUCACCUCAUCUACAAGUGCGGUGGUAUUGACAAGAGAACCAUUGAGAAGUUUGAAAAAGAGGCUGCUGAGAUGGGAAAGGGUUCCUUUAAGUAUGCCUGGGUGUUGGAUAAGCUGAAGGCCGAGCGGGAGCGUGGUAUCACUAUUGACAUUUCCCUGUGGAAAUUUGAGACAAGCAAGUACUAUGUUACGAUCAUCGAUGCACCUGGUCAUAGGGACUUCAUCAAAAACAUGAUUACUGGCACUUCCCAGGCAGACUGUGCUGUACUGAUUGUGGCAGCUGGUGUUGGCGAGUUUGAAGCUGGUAUCUCCAAAAAUGGCCAGACCAGAGAACAUGCACUUCUGGCUUACACAUUGGGUGUUAAGCAGCUCAUUGUAGGCGUCAACAAGAUGGACUCCACUGAGCCCAACUACAGCCAAAAGCGCUAUGAGGAAAUUGUGAAGGAAGUCAGCACCUACAUCAAGAAGAUUGGCUACAAUCCAGAAACUGUGGCAUUUGUACCCAUUUCUGGCUGGAAUGGUGAUAAUAUGUUGGAGGCCAGCCCCAAUAUGACCUGGUUCAAGGGCUGGAAAAUUACCCGUAAGGAUGGUAGCGUAUCUGGCACUACUCUUCUGGAAGCUCUGGAUGCCAUCCAGCCACCGACCCGUCCCACUGACAAACCUCUCCGCUUGCCCCUGCAGGAUGUUUACAAGAUUGGAGGUAUUGGAACCGUCCCUGUUGGUCGGGUGGAGACUGGCAUUCUGAAGCCAGGCAUGGUAGUGACCUUUGCCCCUGUUAAUGUGACCACUGAGGUAAAGUCUGUGGAGAUGCACCAUGAGGCCUUGUCUGAAGCCUUGCCUGGCGAUAACGUGGGCUUCAAUGUCAAAAAUGUCUCUGUGAAAGACAUCCGUCGUGGAAACGUUGCUGGGGACAGCAAGAAUGACCCACCCCAAGAGGCAGCCUCCUUCACUGCUCAAGUGAUCAUCCUGAACCAUCCAGGGCAGAUCAGUGCUGGUUAUGCCCCUGUACUGGAUUGCCACACUGCACACAUUGCCUGCAAGUUUGCUGAGCUCAAGGAGAAAAUUGACCGCCGCUCAGGAAAGAAACUUGAGGACAAUCCCAAGAACCUCAAGUCUGGAGAUGCUGCCAUUGUGGACAUGAUACCUGGCAAACCCAUGUGUGUGGAGAGCUUCUCUGAAUACCCUCCUCUUGGGCGCUUUGCUGUGCGUGACAUGCGUCAGACCGUGGCAGUCGGUGUGAUCAAGGGAGUUGAGAAGAAAGCUCCCACUGGAGGGAAGGUCACCAAGUCUGCUCAGAAAGCACAGAAGGCCAAAUGAAUAUUGUGUUUGACUGCCAACUCCAGAGUCAUAUAUGGCAGAACAGAGGUUACCCAACCAAAUCCCAUUGGCUGCUUAAACUCUAUAGUGAGAGACUGGUUAAUUGUUCCAAUGCAUCGUAAAAGUAUCAGGAGGAAAAAAAAAAGCAAAACA